Closterium sp. Naga37s-1 is the source of this 870-nucleotide messenger RNA. The record is from the annotation of a GenBank genome assembly. NCBI's taxonomy places the organism in Eukaryota, Viridiplantae, Streptophyta, Zygnematophyceae, Desmidiales, Closteriaceae.
AAGGAGCUGCUUCUGGUACUAUCAGAGGAGCGGCCGCGCAACCAUCUGGACAUGAGGAAUCGGCUCAACUCACAGGGCAAGCGCGAGGGCAAGCUCAUCGACUACAGGGUGAGUGAGCUGCGAGCAGUGGAGAUCCUGGACGGGCUGUGCAAGAAGAUGGACAAAUACUCCAUCGUCACUAAGGACGAGAGGCGGGUGUGGAGCUCCCACCGCGACUAUUCUCGAUCAGCCAACACUGACAGAAAGAAGCUGAUUCGGGAGGAGCAGGGCAAGGAAAUCAAGCGGUGGUGUGACAGGGUGCUGGAGGAGUAUGAAGACGAUAUCACGGCACAGCUGCGGUCAGGCGACCUGAACAUGGACGCGGACGUGCCGGCGCUGCUGUGUGCGCGCAUCACAGGCAGCUGCAAGGCCAAGGCGCUGCAGCGCGAGGUGCUCGCUGCCGAUGAUGGCUCCUCGCCCUCCUCCGGUCUAGGAGCACAGAAGCUUGCAACCCCUGCCAAUCCCAUGGAUUGGAUACCCUCCUGCACACCCGCUCUCCUUACACCAUCUCCUGCUGCCGUCCCGUCCCACCCUCCUCCGCUUCUCCCAUUCCCAUGGUUCUCCCAUUCCCAUGGUUCUCCCAUUCCCAUGGUUCUCCCAUUCCCAUGGUUCUCCCAUUCCCAUGGUUCUCCCACCUCCCUCUCCCCACCUUAUCGUGCCCACGCGCCAUGUGCAACCAUGUCACGACUCCCUGCCAUCAGAGUGAGCGCCACCAUAUCGCCAUCCACGGGUGGCGGCCUCGUGGAUGUGACCGACGAGCAGGGCACCUCGGGUGCUGAUGCAAGUGACAAGGCUGGGGAGGCAGCAGCAGAAGCAGUGGAUGAGUUAUGA